This is a messenger RNA of Herpailurus yagouaroundi (jaguarundi), 2211 nucleotides long. It is a transcript of the gene CDC42EP1, whose product is annotated as CDC42 effector protein 1. Bases 559 to 1662 code for a protein of 367 amino acids. The transcript is spliced from 3 exons. Gene Ontology annotation, cellular component: cytoplasm; cytoskeleton; plasma membrane. The record is from RefSeq and is a predicted model, not a curated record. Gene Ontology annotation, biological process: positive regulation of actin filament polymerization; Rho protein signal transduction; regulation of cell shape. Gene Ontology annotation, molecular function: small GTPase binding. Lineage: Eukaryota; Metazoa; Chordata; Mammalia; Carnivora; Felidae.
UGAAUGACACGAGUAACAGGUCACUUCUUGGCACUUAGUAGGUGCUUCAUAAACGGCCUCCGUAGAAGGACCAGUCAUGCUUUUUGCAGAGAGACGUCUCAAGCGGGCAGCCCGAUGAAUUGUUUCGUGCCCCCCUCCGGUCCAUACCUGUUCACAGACAACAGCCACAAUUCCUACUGGGUCACUAUUGUUUGCUUUGCCUGGUCCUAAGCGUCGUCCUCCUCCCGGAAUUGUCCGGCCUGUCGUCCGCGCGCCCUCUCAGCACGUGGGCGGUAUCCCCCAUCGGGGUUGGUCUCCACCGCCGGGCAGAGAGGGGCAGCUGGCGCUUGAGGGUGCAUCUGGUACCUUCUCUGUGUUGGGACAGGCAUCCGUAGCGGUUUCCACGGGGCCGGGAGCCAGGCCUCAGGGACAGGCGAGGGGGCCGCACCUCAGGAGCGCACAGGAGCAGCCUCCGUCCACCCCCCUUCCUCUGGGAAGGAAGGAGCCGAGAAGUGGAUCGUGAGCCCCGGCCCCGGGGAGGGGGGGCCCCGGACCAUCCACCGUGAAGAGCGGGAGCUGAUGCCAGGCCCCCAGGGGGCCGGAGGAGCCCCUGCCAUGAGCCUGGGCAAGCUCUCGCCGGUUGGCUGGGUGUCCGGCUCGCAGGGGAAGAGGCGGCUGACGGCGGACAUGAUCAGCCCCCCACUCGGCGACUUCCGCCACACCAUGCACGUGGGCCGUGGCGGGGACGUCUUCGGCGACACGUCCUUCCUCAGCAACCACGGUGGCAGCUCGGGGAGCACUCACCGCUCACCCCGCAGCUUCCUGGCCAAGAAGCUACAGCAGGUGCGGAGGGUAGGGGCACCGCCCCGGCGGAUGGCUUCCCCGCCCGCACCCUCGCCUGCUCCGCCCGCCGUGUCCCCCAUCAUCAAGAACGCCAUCUCCCUGCCCCAGCUCAACCAGGCCGCCUACGACAGCCUCGUGGUCGGCAAACUCACCUUCGACCGCAACCCUGCCAGCUCCACAGACGGCCACUCCGGUUACGGCCCGGACUCCGGGUUCUGCACUAUCUCCCGCCUGCCUCGCCCGGAAAAGCCUCGUGACCGAGAACGUGAUAGUGCCUUCCCCUCCGAGCCCGAGCUUCGCCGCUCUGACUCCCUCCUGUCCUUCCGCCUGGACCUCGACCUGGGGCCAUCUCUCCUCAGCGAGCUGCUGGGGGUCAUGAGCCUUUCAGAAGCCUCUGCAGCUGAGACGACCCCAGCCCCUGCUUCAAGUUCACCAGCCCCUGCUUCAAGUUCCCCAGCCCCUGCCGCAAGAUCCCCAGCCCCUGCCUCAAACCCCCAGCCACGUGGACACUGCCCCAAUGGGGUGACUGCUGGAUUGAGCCCUCUGGCUGAGGUGAGGGCCAGUGUGGUGGGAGAGUGUCCCCGUAUACCUGCUGACACGGCCCCUAGCAGGCACUGGGGAGCAGGCUGGGGGGGCGGCCAGGGUAGCCACCGCUAUACUGAGAUCGAUGCCCGGCAAGAGCUAGCGGGGGUCCUGCCCCAGGCUCGGGCUUCUUGGGAGAGCCUGGACGAAGAGUGGGGGGCACCCCAGGCGGGCAGCAGGGCCCCCGUGCCCAGCACGGUGCAAGCAAACACCUUUGAGUUUGCUGAUGCUGAGGAGGACGAUGAAGUCAAGGUGUGACCAGCUGGCCGUGGGCUCAGGACCCUGCCAGGGCUCAGGGCACUGCCCAUGAACAGUGCAGAGCCAGCACCAAAUAGCUAGGUCCUGCCCACGAUAGAUGGGAGAACCCAGUUGCCCCCAAGCCCCUCCACGCCUCUGCAGGCCUGCUGGGCUGCAUUACCUAGCCCCUUGCCACUCUGGACCCAGGGCCGUUCCUUAGGCUCACCCCCCACCCUCUGCCAACCCCACUGGCUGGAGAGCCCAACCUCACAGUAUAGCCUUUGUGCUGGAAAAGCUGUCCUUGCUGGGGGGGGGGGGGGGGGGGGGAGCAUACCACACAGGGCCUUUGUCUCCUCUCCCUAAGGGACGUCCUGCCCCAGCUCAUCCCAGAGCUGCCCCCAGCAGGGUCCCUCCUGCACCCCUCAGAGCCCCAGCCCUUGCUAAGGCUGCUUCCCCAACAUUCCAACCCCAGAGAAAAGUCCGGUGCGACCUCACAGGGGAGGAAUCCCACCUUCCUGUGCACCCCAGACCUGCUUCUGGGUCCUGAUUAAAAAAGGCUUUUUGAUAAAA